GUGAGGGUUUAAGGCGAUGAGAAGCAGAAGACUAGGGUUUUUCGAUUCCUACUGUUUUGGGGUUUUUCUCCAUUUACAUUAAUCCAAAUGGAGUUUAAUUAGCCAAAAAAAUAACUCUAAAUUUCAAACUACUGUACAAAUGGAUUCCAUCGAUGACGAUUUUGGCGAGUUAUACGCCGACGUUGAAGCUCAGGCGAGCUUUGCAAUCAAAUCAAUGUACAUUGAACCGGAGUACGAUUACAAAGACAUUAACAUUACCGCCGGGGAGAAACUGCUGUCCGGUACUGAUGGACACAACCAAAUGACUGAUGAAAGUGAUAGUGAGGAUGAACUGAACAUAGUUGUGAACGACGAUGAUUGCGGGAAGUUGCCGGUGACUGGUGCCAGGAGUCAUGGAGGUUAUGAGGGGGAGGAUGGGGAUAUUACUAUUGAGGGGACUGGUUUGAAGAAGAAUCAGAGGCAGGGGGACCCUGUUGGUGAUGGGUUGGAGCUGAAUCGUAAUGUGCUUAAUAGAGCAAAAAGAACCAUGGAUGUGUCCCUUUCUCAGUUCAAGGCUAACGUCCAGCAAGCAAGAGCUCAUGGAUCAGCAAAUCGAAGAAAUAUGGGAAUCAGUGGAUCAAAAUCCUCUUGUACCAUAUCAGGUAGGGAGGGUGGGAGCUCAGGUCAUGUUGCUAAUUUAUAUGCUACUGCCAGUUCGCUUCUUCCUCAGUAUGGAUAUGGUUUCUCUCAUCCGUGGUGUAGGAAUAUACUGGAUGUGGAUUUUAAUUCCCUUGAGGAGAAACCAUGGAGGUAUUCUGGAGCAGAUAUAACUGAUUUCUUCAACUUUGGUUUCAAUGAGGACAGGUGGAAACGGUACUGCAACUUCCUUGAAAACUGUUGGCGACAAGCAUCCAUGCAAACUAUCACGCUUCCUGAUUCUUUGAAACUAAACCAGCUGCAAGGAAGAGCAAUUCAGGUCAAAGAGAGCAUAAGUGAGCGCCAAAUAUCAAUGGAUCUCUGGUCUCCACGUUUCCAGGAUUCUGAUGUUGUUAUACAGAUCCCUCUGCAGGAUUCCAUUUUGGUGCCCUCUGGUUCUGUCAAUGGGGAGACAGGUCAAAGUGCACAUGAAGUAUCAAAACAAGGGAAUUUAGAUGCAGAGGAUAAUGAAAAGUUCCAUGUCACGAGCCAUCCUGCUGAGGAUGACCUGCAUGCCGUCUAUCUAGAAGAGAAAGUUAAAACUGUUGCAUCUUAUGCAUCAAUAAGGUCUUUGCUGCCUAAAACUCCAUCUGAUCAGAAGUCUUUAGAUACUGACAAUGCUGGAAAUGAUAAGAGCCUUGAUGACGAUGGACAUUGCCAUGGAAAGAUGAAAGUUCUCACAUCAGAACAAACUGCUGAAGCAACAGAAACAACAAAGAAAGGAAAGGAAGUGGUUAUCACAAAUACACGCCUGUCAGAGUCGUGCUUUGUUGUCAAAGAAUCAUCACUUGGCAACUCGAGUCAUCUAAGUCUUUCUACUUCUUGUUUUGAAAGUGAUUCUGACAUUCAAUCCAAUGAAAGUGUUGAUGGUGAUUCCAUUAAAGUUCAAGGUCCUUUAAUAAGGCAACCACAAGAUUCAGGCAAUGAGUUGCAGGACUCAGGAGCAUCAGAUUAUAAGACUUCAAGAAGAGAUGGCAGAAAAAGAAAGCAAGAUGAUGACAAGCCUCAUUCAAGAUGUAGUUGUCCCAGUCAAGACACACAGAAGCAUCAAACUGGGGAAUGUCAUGGUUCUGGUAAAGAAAAGAUCCACCUUGAAAGUGAGUACAAUGCUCUGCCAAUGUCAGAUGAAAAGGGCGAGAAGAAAACAUAUCCAAGAAAUAGAAGUUCAGAUCAAAAGGAUAGCAAGAAUCAUAGUGGUAGACAUAGCAGUCUGACCAAGAUGGACGCUGAGAACUGCAAGAAUACUUUUCCCAUUUCUCGAGUGUAUGAUAAGGACUGCUCUUCUUUUGCAUGUGGGAGACAAAAGGAAAGACCUCAUAAUUUUGGCAAUUAUGACAGAGAACAUUGCUCAUAUUACAGGAAAAGGGGACCUUACUGUUAUAAUGGUGAAAGGUUUGCUUAUAACCAUUUUCAAGCUGUUCACAGAAAACAUCCCCAUUUAAGAGCUCAUCAUAGACCCAGAGAUCAGUCAGAUCAAUAUGUUCGGAAGAAUUGGAAUGUAUCUGAGUACUUUAACAAAAGAAAAGCUGGUACAUAUAUUGAAGAUGGCAUGACUAGAAAUCCAUACAGGGAUUCCAGGGGAUCAUUGUCAGGGUAUUCCUCCACUUUGAAAAGAAGAGAUAAUCAAUGGAGAAAGGGAAAUGACAGAGUCAAACUUAGGAAGAUAACUGAUCAUGCUGGCUAUCUGUUUGAUCAUAAAGAUGAAAAGGAGCAGCAGCAAAACACGUAUAAGCGAGCUUUUUCAUUCACAGACCUUGAAAGAGAUUUGUUGGUCAAAACAUAUGAAAAAUGCCUACCAGUAAUUGAGAGAGAAGUGAAAGUUUCUGCCAGAAGGUUUCAACAUUGUGAUACUGCUUUCCAUAUGAAUAAUUCAUGGUCCAUGGAAACUGAAGAUGCCUAUCACAGAGAUGCAGGUUCGAAAUCUUUCUUCUCAAAGAUUCACCGAGGAAGAUGGCAUCAUAGACUUUCUCCAAGAAACAAAUUCUAUGGCUCUAGAUUAAGUAAACAACACUCUAGGCGCUGGAAACAAACAUGUCAUGAGGAAUUUGGAGAGAGUGAUUGGUAUGGGGGCUAUAAUGAUGUUGAUGACACCGAGGAUGAUUUCAUAUCUGAUGAUAAUCAGAUUUGUCCAUGGGAAAGAAGCUAUAGCCAGCGAUCUAAAGGACAGCAUUGGACAGACGAUGAAUUAAUUUUAAGGCAUCAGGAUUAUCAAUUUCCUGCUGAAAAUGCAUUAUUUCCUUAUGAAGAAACUUCAACGCAAGAUAUCAUUCAUGGUUCUCCUGGAUCCCUCCAGGAUAGGAUGUUUGUUGACGGUUUGCAGAUGGGGCAUCCUAGAUACAAACUAGUGAGAGAAAGAACUAAGGUCAGCUGUUUACAUAGAAAUUCAAAUUCUUAUAGAGGUGAGGAUGUGCAGAUGGUCCAGAAGUGCAGGGGUGCAGUAAACUUGAUUGUUGGGGAAGGAAAGGUAAAGUUGGGGACAAUGAGGUCAAACACCCUGUAUCAUUGUACUUGUAGAUAUUAAGCGUUCCACAUCCAUUGAGCAAGUCUUCGUUAUUAUUAAUGCCAUCUCACUUUGUGUUUCUUCCUUUUCUUUUUAUUUCAUCUGUUUUUCUGUCUCAUCUUAUUUGAUUUCAGGCAUUCCUGUCAUAGUGUCAUAUCUACCUUGUUGUCAUCAUGCCCCUUUUGUUUCAAUCUAGGCAUUUUGAUAUGAUAAAUACAAAUGCCUCUCAAUGGAAGUAGGCAGUGCAUGCUGCAUUUUCCUUGUGCAGCUUUAAAUAUUUGCAGUUCAUUGCUUGACUUCCCAAAAUGUGGUCUUUUGCCAAGUUGGGUGUUCUAGAUGAAGUGAUGAACCAGUCUCAUGAUUGUUUGGUCUUAGAAAGAUGUCUAAACUCUUUCAGUUUUUGCUAUUUAGGGCAUUUACUACUACUUGUUAUGUGUGGAAUUCACUCUUGGAUCACUUAUCCGGUUAUAACUAUUGUCAUAGAUAUAGCACAAGAUGGUUUCUAUGUAGUGAAAAAUCAGAUUUCCUCCAAAAAAUGAAAAAAAAAAAAGUGCUGGCAUCAACACCUUAGGGAUAAUUACUAACCAUAUUAAGAAGUUGGUAAUCUCUGCUUGACCAUGUCUGUCUUGAUGUGGCAAAAAUUCAUCUUAGAGAGCAAUUAUCAGAAAUUUCACAACUUUUUUUUUUGUUUAAAUGGACUUGCUUUUGCUAACUCUCUUCUUCCUUUUUUUCCUUGACAAAUUUGCUUGUAUUUACUCUCUCCCAAAGGCCGAGUUGCUGUGUUUCUAGUUUUUCAGAUAUUGUCUUUCCUGUCUAUGCAGCACUUGAUCUUUCUCAUCAAAUAACAGUUAUUAUAUUGU
This is a messenger RNA of Rubroshorea leprosula, 4035 nucleotides long. NCBI's taxonomy places the organism in Eukaryota, Viridiplantae, Streptophyta, Magnoliopsida, Malvales, Dipterocarpaceae. The record is from the annotation of a GenBank genome assembly.